AAGCGAGAGAAAAGCGGGGGUACAAGAUGCAGCUGGCCGCGGUGCUGUGGGGAGCCCUGGUAACUUUACUGCUCAACCAGACUCCAGGCAUUCAGGGCAGCGCUGAGUGUUCGUGUGGGAGGAAUCACUUCACGUGUGCGGUCAGUGCGUUCGGGGAGUGUACCUGCAUCCCGGCCCAGUGGCAGUGCGACGGAGACAACGACUGCGGGGACCACAGCGACGAGGACGGAUGCAUGCUCCCCACCUGUUCGCCGCUGGACUUCCACUGCGACAACGGCAAAUGUAUCCGUCGCUCCUGGGUGUGUGACGGAGACAACGACUGUGAGGACGACUCUGACGAACAAGACUGUCCUCCCAGGGAGUGUGAGGAGGAUGAGUUUCACUGCCAGAAUGGCUACUGUAUUCGCAGCCUCUGGCACUGCGACGGCGACAAUGACUGCGGGGACAACAGUGAUGAACAGUGUGACAUGCGUAAAUGUUCGGACAAGGAGUUCCGCUGCACGGACGGCAGCUGCAUCGCCGAGCACUGGUACUGUGACGGAGACACGGACUGCAAAGAUGGAUCGGAUGAGGAAAACUGCCCCUCAGAUGUGAUGACGGCCACCUGCAGCGUGGAGGAGUUCCAGUGUGCGUACGGGCGCUGCAUCCUGGACAUCUACCACUGCGAUGGAGACGACGACUGUGGAGACUGGUCGGAUGAGUCGGACUGUUCCUCCCACCAGCCCUGCAGAUCAGUUGAAUUCAUGUGCAGCAGUGGGAUGUGCAUCAACGCCGGCUGGAGGUGUGACGGCGAGUAUGACUGUGACGACCAAUCAGACGAGAAGAACUGCACUACGUCCAUGUGCACGGCUGACCAGUUCCGCUGUGGUACCGGACGCUGCGUCCGGUUGUCAUGGAGAUGCGAUGGCGAGGAUGACUGCUCGGACCGCAGCGAUGAAGAGGGCUGUGAGAAAACGGAAAGUCCUCCCUGUGCUCCCGAUCAGUUCCAGUGUGGGAACGGCCGCUGUAUCGGUCAGAGGAAGGUGUGUAAUGAGGCCAAUGACUGCGGAGACGGGACCGACGAGCUGCCGCACCACGACUGCCGUCCGCGCUCCAACGAGGGCAACUGUAACCAGAAUAACGGAGGCUGCUCCCAGAAGUGUCAGAUGGUCAGAGGACUGGUCCAGUGCACCUGUCACACUGGAUACCGACUGAUGGACGACGGCAAAGCCUGCCAGGAUGUGGACGAGUGUGCCGAAGAAGGCUACUGCAGCCAGGGCUGUACCAACACGCAGGGGGGGUUCCAGUGCUGGUGCGUCCAGGGGUAUGAGCUCCGACCUGACAAGCGCAGCUGCAAAGCUCUGGGUCCAGAGCCGGUCCUGCUGUUCGCCAACCGCAUCGACAUCCGUCAGGUUUUGCCGCAUCGCUCCGAGUACACGCUGCUGUUAAACAACCUGGAGAACGCCAUCGCCCUGGACUUCCACCACAGCCGCGAGCUGGUCUUCUGGUCAGACGUGACACUGGACCGCAUCAUGAAGGCCAACCUCAACGGCUCCAAUGUAGAGGAGGUGGUCUCCACCGGUCUGGAGAGCCCAGGUGGACUGGCCAUAGACUGGAUACAUGACAAGUUGUACUGGACAGACUCAGGGACGUCCCGCAUCGAGGUGGCCAACCUGGACGGAACGCACCGCAAAGUGCUGCUGUGGCAGAACAUGGAGAAGCCCCGAGCCAUCGCACUGCACCCCAUAGAGGGGAAGAUCUACUGGACGGACUGGGGCAACACGCCUCGCAUCGAGUACGCCAACAUGGACGGCUCCAACCGGCGGGUGAUCGCAGACACACACCUGUUCUGGCCCAACGGCCUCACUAUCGACUACGCCGGACGCCGCAUGUACUGGGUGGACGCCAAGCACCACGUCAUCGAGAGGGCUGACCUGGAUGGACGCAACCGCAAAGCCGUCAUCAGCCAAGGCCUGCCCCACCCAUUUGCCAUCACAGUAUUUGAGGACAGCCUCUACUGGACCGACUGGCACACCAAGAGCAUCAACAGCGCCAACAAAUUCACAGGCAAGAACCAGGAGAUCAUUCGCAACAAGCUGCACUUCCCCAUGGACAUCCACACGCUGCACCCCCAGAGGCAGCCCGCAGGUCGGAACCGCUGUGGCACCAACAACGGAGGCUGCAGCCACCUGUGUCUCCCCAGCAACAAGACGUACACCUGUGCCUGUCCCACCGGCUUCAAGAAGGUGGACCAAUACAACUGCGCCAACGGUCUUGACAAGUUCCUGCUUUUUGCCCGAAGGACGGACAUCCGACGAGUCAGCUUUGAUACAGAGGACAUGUCCGAUGAUGUCAUCCCUCUGGCUGACGUGCGCAAUGCCGUGGCGCUGGACUGGGACGCCAAAGACGGCUACAUCUACUGGACGGACGUCACCACCGACUCUAUCAACAGAGCGCUGUGGAACGGCGCCAAGCAGGAGGUGGUGGUGGACACCAGUCUGGAGAGCCCGGCAGGUUUGGCGAUUGACUGGGUGACCAGCAAGCUCUACUGGACUGAUGCUGGAACAGAUCGUAUUGAAGUUUCUAACGCUGACGGGAGCAUGCGGACCGUCCUGAUCUGGGAGAACCUGGACCGGCCCAGGGACAUUGUCGUCGACCCGAUCGGAGGUUUCAUGUACUGGACCGACUGGGGUGCCAACCCGAAGAUCGAGCGUGCGGGAAUGGACGCCUCCAGUCGCAUAGUCAUCAUCUCAUCCAAUCUGACUUGGCCCAACGGGCUGGCUAUUGACUACCAGACCAAACGCCUGUACUGGGCCGAUGCUGGCAUGAAGACUAUUGAAUUUGGCAACUUUGAUGGUUCUGACCGACAGGUUUUGAUUGGCAGCCAGCUGCCUCACCCCUUCGGCCUGACUGUGCACGAGGACAAGCUGUACUGGACAGACUGGCAGUCCAAGAGCAUCCAGAGCGCUGACAAGCUCACCGGCUUGGGUCGGCACACACUGGCCGAAAACCUGGAGAACCUCAUGGACAUUCACAUGUUCCACCGACACCGCGAGACAGUGCGUAACCCUUGUGCGGUGAAUAAUGGAGGCUGCAGCCACCUCUGUCUGCUGGCUCCUGCUCCCAAAGCCUCCAGCUGUGCCUGUCCCACUGGGAUCAACCUGCAGACGGAUGGAAAGACCUGCACGCCUGGAAUGAACAGCUUCCUGAUCUUUGCACGGAGGACGGACAUCAGGAUGGUUUCUCUGGAUAUCCCCUACUUCGCUGAUGUGGUUCUGGCUGUUAAUAGCUCCAUGAAAAAUACCAUCGCCAUCGGUGUCGACCCCAAAGAAGCAAAAGUGUAUUGGUCUGACAGUACACUGAAGAAGAUCAGCAGAGCCAACAUCAAUGGAACAGCACAUGAAGACAUCAUAUCUACAGGGUUGGUGACAACUGACGGUCUGGCGGUGGACGCUCGUGGCAGGAAGAUCUACUGGACAGACACGGGAACCAACCGCAUUGAGGUUGCCAACCUGGACGGCUCCAUGAGGAAAGUUCUCGUCUGGCAGAACCUGGACAGCCCUCGAGCCAUCGCUCUCUACCAUGAGAUGGGUUAUAUGUACUGGACGGACUGGGGAGAGCACGCUAAGCUGGAGCGUUCGGCGAUGGAUGGAUCAGACCGCGUGGUCCUCAUCAGUAACAACUUGGGCUGGCCCAACGGCCUGGCCAUCGACAUGGCCGGCUCACAGCUACUGUGGGCUGACGCUCACACAGAGGGUAUUGAGGCGUCUGACCUGAACGGGCAGAAUCGCCGCACCCUCGUGACUCCAGUCCAGCACCCGUACGGUUUAACCCUGCUGGGGUCCCAUAUCUACUGGACCGACUGGCAGAGCCGCAGCAUCCAGCGAGCCGACAAGAACACUGGGGCCAACACUAUCACAGUGCGGGCCAACCUGCCAGGCCUGAUGGACAUCCAGGCUGUAGACAGGGAGAAACCACUGGGUUUUAAUAAGUGUGGCAGGAGGAACGGGGGCUGCACCCACCUGUGCCUGCCUCGUCCCAAUGGCACGUCCUGCGCCUGUCCCACCGGCAUCUUGCUCAAGGGAGACGGCAGGUCAUGUGACGACUCCCCGGAGACGUACCUGCUCUUCUCCAACCGUGUCAGUGUGCGCAGAAUCUCCCUGGACACCAACGACCACACUGACGUGCACGUACCGGUGCCCGAGCUGCACAAUGUCAUAUCACUGGACUACGACAGCGUAGACGGAAAACUUUACUACACUGAUGUCACCCUCGACGUUAUCAGGCGUGCAAACCUAGACGGCACCGACAUGGAGACGGUGAUCAGUCAGGGCCUGAAGACCACGGAUGGGCUGGCUGUAGACUGGGUGGCCAGAAACAUGUACUGGACCGACACGGGACGCAACACCAUCGAGGUGGCCCGCCUGGAUGGAACGAGCCGCAAGGUCCUGGUGAACAACAGUUUGGAUGAACCCAGAGCCAUCGCAGUGUUCCCGAGCAAAGGGUUCCUGUUCUGGACCGACUGGGGUCACAUCGCAAAGAUUGAACGAUCUCACUUGGACGGCUCGGACCGAAAGGUCCUGAUCAAUACGGACCUAGGCUGGCCCAAUGGUCUCACGCUAGACUACGACACACGAAGGAUCUUCUGGGUUGACGCCCACUUGGACAGGAUCGAGAGUUCGGACCUAAACGGGAAACUGCGUCAGGUCCUUGUCAGCCCGGUGUCCCACCCGUUCGCCCUCACGCAGCAAGACCGCUGGAUCUACUGGACGGACUGGCAGACUAAGUCCAUCCAGCGGGUGGACAAACACACCGGCCGUAACAAGGAAACGGUGCUGGCCAACGUGGAGGGCCUCAUGGACAUUAUAGUGGUAUCGCCUCACAGACAGACGGGGACCAACCUCUGUGGCGUGAAUAAUGGCGGCUGCACUCACCUCUGCUUCGCAAAGACCAACAGUUUUGUGUGUGCCUGCCCCGAUGAACCAGACGAGCGACCCUGCUCCACCAUUUCAGGUUACAUCCCUACCUCUCCUGCCAAAGGAACCAGCAGCACUCCUGUCCCCAACAAGAUCCCUAAAGCUCCAACAGACGCUCCGCACAGAGGACCCUCACUGGUCAACUGCACUGACAAGAACCUGAGUGUAGAAGGCUGCUCGAGCAACGUGGUGACGGCUCCUCAUGGUGAAGGCCUCCAUAUCAGCUACGUGAUCGGUGGAGUUCUGACCAUCCUGGCUAUUCUGAUCCUCAUCGCUGCUUUGAUCAUUUACAGACAUAAAAAGUCAAAGUUCGCUGACCCAGGAGUGAGCAACCUGACCUACAGUAACCCCUCCUACCGGACAUCCACGCAAGAGGUGAAGAUCGAGGCGUCGCAGAAGCCUCCAAUAUACAACCAGCUUCGAUAUAAGAAAGAGGGGGGAGUGGACGGAGGCUACACCAAGGAAAAGAUCCGCAUUGUGGAAGGCGUGUGUCUCCUGUCCAAUGAGGAGCUUUACUGGGACGACCUAAAACAGAUCAAGCCGUCCAGAGGAGGCCUGCACACCUGCAUGCGCACAGACACCGUGUCCCUGCAGGCCAGCAGUGCUUCGCUAGAUGAUGGCGAGACGGAGCAGCUCCUCCAGGAGGAGGCGUCCGAAUGCUCUUCCAUAACCACCCUGACUCCUUCAGCCAUCACCCCGCAGCGUCACGCCCAGCACAGCCUGCCCGACACUGGCUGGACCUCCACACGCAAGCCCUCUACCGAGAGCGAAGUGUGA
Molecule: messenger RNA, 5732 nt
Organism: Seriola dumerili (greater amberjack)
Lineage: Eukaryota; Metazoa; Chordata; Actinopteri; Carangiformes; Carangidae
Gene: lrp4
Product: LDL receptor related protein 4
Exons: 38
Coding region: 27-5732 (1901 amino acids)
Molecular function (GO): calcium ion binding; protein binding
Source: RefSeq, a predicted model, not a curated record